CUACAUUUUGUUUUCGUAAUAACAGCGUGAAAGUAAUUUUUUCAAUUUAUUUAUAAGAAAUUAAAUAAAAAAUGUCGCGCAAUUUGGUGUUUUAUGUGGCAAACUUUAUUAACCGUCUAGAGUCACUUUUGCCCAGAAUUUUUCAACAAAAUUCUGGAUUUCCUGCUUUGGCCUUAGCGGGCAUGCCCAGUACCUAUGCCGGUCGUUUUAAUCAAAAUACCCAAGAUUCUCAACGUUCCUUGAAAGACAUUAUAGGUGAUGGGAUUCUGUGGGCUGUUCCGAAACACAGACGCACUGUGGAGAAACGUUUAAAUCGCAAAUUUGGUUACCCAGAAUACAAUUGGAAACCAUUACGCGUCAAGACCCAUUUGCGUACUUGCAAUCAAUGUGGCCACGAUCAUGAAGCUGGUAUUUUGUGCCCCCAUUGCUAUAACAAAGUUCGUGAAGAAACUAAACAAAUGCAAGAUCAAAUACAACAACAAUUGGGCUUGAAUCCAGUGGAACAAGACGUUGUUGUCUUAUAUGAAGGAGAACGUUCCGAACAGCCUUCGGAAAUGUUAAACGGCAAACGUAUUGUGGAGAUGCCCAAACCUAGGCCUUUGUGGUUCACCAAAAAUCUUUUGCAAAAAACCACACAGCAGCCUUCUAAUUCCAAGGAAGUCAAGCCCAAUGACUUAGCUUAAAUUACAUUUUUAAACAUUUUUAACCACUAAUUAUAAUUGAAAAAAAGUAAAAGAAAUUGGAUUUAAUAACUUUAACAAGA
Lucilia cuprina (Australian sheep blowfly) is the source of this 763-nucleotide messenger RNA. RefSeq names its product 39S ribosomal protein L32, mitochondrial (gene mRpL32). Gene Ontology annotation, cellular component: mitochondrial large ribosomal subunit. Gene Ontology annotation, molecular function: structural constituent of ribosome. Lineage: Eukaryota; Metazoa; Arthropoda; Insecta; Diptera; Calliphoridae. The transcript has 2 exons. Gene Ontology annotation, biological process: translation. The record is from RefSeq and is a predicted model, not a curated record. Bases 72 to 683 code for a protein of 203 amino acids.